GAAAAAGACAUAAUAGAAGAAAAAAAGUUUAAUAACAAAUUAGCUUUUAUUAAAUUAAAAAACAUUAUCACAAGUUUUAUUAUUGCAUCAAUAUUGUUUUUAAAAAGAUUCCCGAAAGAAAUGGCAAGAAUGCUAAUUGAAAACUCUUUAUUAUCUCUGUGGAUGUUUGUUAAUCUAAUUUCAUUGUUAAUGAAUCAGAGUUUAGAAGAGAAUUAUAAUUUUAAUUUUUAUAACUCUUUAAUUGGAUUUCAAUUAAUUGUUUGCUUUUUUAUAUCCAAUUUGUAUAUUUAUUUAAAAAACAAAUACAACAUUAAUGGCAUUAAUGAUAUCAUAUCAAUGGAGAUGAUAGAGAAUACAUUAGAGCUUCCCAAUCCAUCAGCAUUUAUAAAAACCCCAGGAACUUUAGAAAUGAUUAAAAUAAUAUUACCACUCUCCUUUAUAUUCGUGACCAAUUGUAUUAUAACCAGUAAAGUCAAUGAAAGUAUUGUAGAAUUUUCAAAAACAGUUGUACCAUUAACUGUAGUAGGUUUACAAUAUAUUAUCACAAAAAAAAGAUAUGCAAAAACAUUUUAUUACUCAAUGGUUGUUUUGGUUUUGGGAACUGGUAUUUUCCUUUUGGACGAGUCCAUCGAAGAGCUUGCAAAUUUCAAACAAAUCAUGCUUUCAGUUUUAAUAAUAUCCUUUAUUUCAUUAACUUUAAUCUAUUCACACACAAUAUUCUCUACAAAACUAUCUUUAAUCAAUCCCAUCAAUAUUAUCAGCUUCUUUUCCCCAUGCUCAUUCUUAAUGCUCCUUCCUUUCAUUAUCAGCGAAUCAUCCCAAGUACUUAAAUAUUUUAUUAAAUUAAAUGAUGAAAACCCAUUAAAUUUAAUAUAUAAUUUACUUUUAUGUUUAACUAUAUCUGGUGUUUUAUCUUAUUUUACAUUUUAUAUAACAUUUAUUGCAAAUAAAAAAUACAACAUCUUGGUUAUGUCUAUUUCAAGAAAUUCAAAGUCAAUAUUAUUAAAAUUAUUCUCUAGUCAGAUAGUAUUUCAAAAUGAAACUAUAUCCCCUGGUAAUUGGUUUGGUUUCAUUAUAAGCUCGAUUGGUGUUUUUAUGUCAUACCAAGAUUCAUUAAAAGAACCCAGCAACACUAAUCAUGAUGAAUCUAUAGAUAUAGAA
This is a messenger RNA of Dictyostelium purpureum, 1161 nucleotides long. RefSeq lists its product as uncharacterized. Gene Ontology annotation, cellular component: Golgi apparatus. Lineage: Eukaryota; Evosea; Eumycetozoa; Dictyosteliales; Dictyosteliaceae. The transcript has 3 exons. The annotation marks the transcript as partial. The record is from RefSeq and is a predicted model, not a curated record. Gene Ontology annotation, molecular function: antiporter activity.